This is a messenger RNA of Neurospora hispaniola, 1694 nucleotides long. RefSeq lists its product as uncharacterized. The coding region runs from base 1 to 1299 and encodes 432 amino acids. The record is from RefSeq and is a predicted model, not a curated record. NCBI's taxonomy places the organism in Eukaryota, Fungi, Ascomycota, Sordariomycetes, Sordariales, Sordariaceae. The transcript has a single exon.
AUGAAGUUCUCUUCGUUCUUCCUCCUCACCUCGGCUCUCUCCGCCUACGCGGCCCCGACCGCCUUUUCCCCCGGCGGUUCCAAUUCUCUGGCGGCCCGCCACCCUGACUCCCCCGGCGUCAUCGCUUCUCCUUCACCCACCAUCCGCGCCGGCGUUCGGCGCUCGGUACCCGUCCGUCGCGAUCCUAGGGCCGUGGUCUUUGAUGAUGGUAGCAAUCUCGAGCCGAGUGUAAUCGGCAAGAGAAAACAUCGUGGCGGUGCCGCUGGCAGUGCCACUGCCGCUAGUACUACUGCUAGUAGUAGUGGAAGUACCGCUAGCAGUGGUGCUACAGCUGGUGGUGCUACGGCUGGUGGUGCUACUAAGGGAGGUGCUGAUAAGGGAGGUGCUUCCAAGGGCGGUGCUGCUAAGGGAGGUGCUUCCAAGGGUGGUGCUUCUAAGGGUGGUGCCGCUGCGGGUGGUGGUGCUACUGCUGCUGGCGGUGGAGGUGCUGCUGCUGGUGGAGGUGCUUCUUCUGGUGGAGGUGCCGCUGCGGGUGGUGGUGCUACUGCUGGCGGUGCUACUGCAGGUGGAGGUGCUGCUACUAAGGGUGGUGCUUCGAAGGGUGGUGCCGCUGCUGGUGGAGGUGGUGCUUCCAAGGGUGGUGCUACUGCUGGUGGAGGUGGUGCCGCAGCUGGUGGUGUCGCUGCUGGUGGAGGUGGUGCCGCAGCUGGUGGUGCUACUGCUGGUGGAGGUGCUGCUAAGGGUGGUGCUUCCAAGGGUGGUGCCGCUGCUGGUGGAGGUGCUGCUAAGGGUGGUGCUUCGAAGGGAGGUGAUUCCAAAGGCGGUGCUUCUAAGGGUAAUGCCGCUGCUAGUGGAGGUGGUGCCGCAGCUGGUGGUGCUACUGCUGGUGGAGGUGCUGCUACUAAGGGUGGUGCUUCCAAGGGUGGUGCCGCUGCUGGUGGAGGUGCUGCAGCUGGUGGUGCUACUGCUGGUGGAGGUGCUGCUAAAGGUGGUGCCUCGAAGGGAGGUGAUUCCAAAGGCGGUGCUUCUAAGGGUGGUGCCGCAGCUGGUGGUGCUACUGCUAGUGGAGGUGCUGCCGCUGCUGGUGGAGGUGUUGCUAAGGGAGGUGCUUCGAAGGGAGGUGCCUCUGGUGGUGCCGCUGCUGGUGGAGGUGGUGAUGAUAGUUCUGCUAAGGGUGGUGCUUCGAAGGGAGGUGCCGCAUCCGGUGGUGGUGCCGCUGGUGGUUCUGCUAAGGGUGGUGCUUCAAAGGGAGGUGCGGCUGCUGGCGGUGGUGCCUCUGGUUCCGCUGGUGCUCCCUAAAGCAGCGCCACGCAAGCUAAUACGCCUCCUCCAUGCGGCGGUUUUCCUUGCGAUGUCGGAGUUGAGUUUGAGGCCGAAGCCAAUGGCAGUCUCGUAGAUGAGGAAGAUUGUGCUUCACAUGGGACCGAAUUGAACAGGAUCGGUUAUUUGCUGGUAAGGUAGAUGAAUGGACCACAGAAAUCGGCAACGGAUACUAGGAUGGAUGACAAGUUAGCUUUGUUCGGCUUUGGCUUUUCUUGCAUAGCCUUGUUAUCAUAAUUAGGCAUAGGGAGUUGGGGGCUUGUUGGAUGUAUUUUGGAAUUUGAAGCGAUACCCACGGUCGUUAUUGCUUAGGGUAGUGAUUUCGAGAACGGAAGUGUCCGAGACAUUCGCUACUUGUAGCUGCUGUAGAUAGA